AUGAGAGGACACACGGGUCCUCGUCUUCAUCGUUGCACCACUACCUUCAGCAACACGGUGCUCGUCUUUCUUCUCGUUCUACUUUGCUGGACACCAUACCAUAAUGUCGUCGAGGCCUGGCCCUAUGUCGACUGCUCGGCGACGAAUUCGAUAUUUGCCCUGGAGCGGGUGACGGCGCACUAUGAUCACGGAAACAACUCGAUCGGCCUGUCGCUCCAGGGCAAUUUCACCGACACCUACUGGGCCCAGGGCUACUCCGAACUAGCCACCAGUAAAUGGAGGACCUCGAUCCAGACUACUAUCAUGGGAACUCAGCUGUACAGGAGCGAAGGACCUGCCUGCGCAAACGAUGGUAGUGGCAUGAUCAUCGGAGGGUGCCCCACAACACCAGGUCUAGGGACCAUUCAAACGAGCUUCAACAUCUCGCAGGCAGCGCCCUUUGCAGAGCUCAUGGUGACCAUGCAAAUCGUGGGGAGCAACAACCAAUCGAUUGUCUGUGUGGCCAUUCUUUUGGAGCAAACCAUGGAGACUGUCAACAAUGCAGUCAGCGUCCUCCCCCUGGCCCUGGCCUGUCUCUCGGGCACAAUCAGUUUAGCUGCGACUUUUAUGAGAGCAUCGAUCGGAAAUGGCUUCCUUGGUGCAGCAGCAACAUAUGGAAUGGCAACUGAACCAGUCUCAGUCCAUACCCCUGGAUUCUUCGACAUUAUCUUCUACACGCAGUUUAUGCUCAUGACAGGCCAGCUCUCGGUCAACUAUCCGUCCUUCUACUCGAGCUUUACCGCACUGUUUCAUUGGUCGUUUUUGGAAUUCCGGGAGACGCUCCUGGGCAAAGGUCCAGCCAACGCCACCGAUGUUUUAAUUUUUGGUGGCGCGGGCUCUGUUAACCAAAUACAGGACUCGCGUCCAGGAUCCAGCAGAGGCGGCGGCUCUUCUAUCCUCACACCCACAGUUACAACCACAGCCGCGACAGUUGUCGCAACCACCACCGAAAGUCCGUCUUCCCUUCAGAAACGAGACCUGAGCCAUGAAAAACAGCCGGGAUUCGUCAUCGAUCAGGAUCUUUUACCCUUGGCCUGGACCACUCAGGCUGGCUCUGCGUUGAGAGCCGCCAUUGUCGACCCCAGAGCCACCCCUCGUGUGUACAUCCAACCAGCUCUACCUGCCAAACGACAGGUUCAGGUCGAUGUCGGUCCAGACGAGACAACCUCGGUGAGCCACGCGACACCAACGGUAACUGAUACCGUUUCUGUCAGCGCAUCGACGUCCGACACCUCCACCCCCACUACUACAACAACAACUUCGGACUCUAAGUCAAGGACCUCCUCGUCGACAUCAAACUCCAGCCCAACAACAACGACAUCAAAGUCACCCGUCAGACCCAACCUACCCGUCACUCGAACUUCGCCCAGUCGCCCUCCCGCCUCUUCCACUUCGCCCACGCUCAUUAUUCCAACUAUUCGGGAUGCCUUCACCAACACCAGUGAGAGCAACAUCCAACACAACGUGUCGCGCUUCGGAAUCGAGGCCUAUGCAGCCGCCAUUGGUGCGUUCCCAUCCUCACUCUUCUUGGGGACCUUGGUGAAUGCUGCUCUUGCUAUGGCUGCAGCGCUUUUGUUGUCGGGCGGCUUUCUUGGGAUCGCCUGGAUGAUGGCCAGGGAAAAGCACCAGCGCGGAAAGACGCUUCAACAUGCCCUCAACUUUGUCGCAGGCAACAUGCUGCGAGUGUGGUCGUUGCUUUAUACCCCUUUGGCCCUUACGGCCAUGUACCAACUAACGAUCUCGGGUGGUGUAGCUCUGACAGUCGGAUCUGCCGCCUCACUUUUGGUCAUCUCCGUCGGCGCCACCAUUUUUUUCACAUGGCGAAUUCUCCGAGGGUCCUCUGAGCACUUGCUCUUUGACGACUUGGGAACUUUGCUCAAGUAUGGCCCGCUCUACAACACUCUUGCCCAAGAGGGCACUCUGUUCUUCCUGGUUACAUUGCUGGUCAGGUUCUUGUGGGGACUUGCCGUAGCGAUGCUGCCGUCCUAUGGCGUCGCCCAGGUCGCUGUCCUGCUGGUGAUCGAGUUGGGCUACACACUGGUCAUCGGUGUCAAAUGGCCCUUCUCCGAGUCGACCGACAACAAGUUCCACCUCUUUCUGGGAAUCGUCCGGAUCGUCAUUACUGGAUUGUCGAUUGGAUACAUUCAUGAGAUUGAGACAUCCCCCGAGCUCCGAGAGUUGCUGGCUUAUAUCCAGAUGGCACUUCAUUUGGCGGUUUUCAUUGUCAUGUUUGCGCUGACGCUGUGGAACCUCAUUCAGGCCUGUAUGUUUUGGCACUCGCGGCAUUCUGGUACCUGGAGAGGACCGACCAAGACCUACAGCUUUGAGGAUCCAUCCCGAGAGGUGGAGCAAGGCUGGGGUCUUAAUGGGAGACCGCUCCUGCACAGUGGAGCGGCUCAUUCCCGCGGAGUGGCAGUCUCCAACAGCGAUAACCGGGCCAGCGGCGAGGGAGAUGAUGACGACGACUUUGGAGCCGGCAAGAAUAGGCGCUUUACGGUCAUGUCGUACUCUUCCCUGGGCAACAAUAGUCAGGGUGCUGGUGGUGGAAGCAAUGGGGCGAGGAGAGAGUCGAUGCAGCAUGCUCUUCAUGCCCAGCAGAUGAGGCAGCUGCAUCAUGAUAGCUCGGAUGAUGAGACGUUGCGGUAUGGUUCCCCAGCUGAGCGGUAUCGACAGUCGCGACUUAGUGACCACCGUCAGCCAGCCUUUAACCAGUCUGCGUCGUCUGAGACAGGGUCCGGUCCACCUGACUCUGGAUACAUGGGGCCUGUCCUCUUGUCGUCGGCUGGUGUUGGAUCUGGACUCAAGGGUGGCGCGACUUCGCCACCUUCAGAUACAUCUACUGUUGAUGGUCGGCAGUCGCAACUAACGGUGAUGAGAGGCGGUUUGCCAGCGCGCGACUCUUAUGCCAGCUUGCAGCGGAUGUCACACCAACAACCAUCUGCCGACCCACGGACGAGACGUAUGUCGGAUAUCACCAGGGACGGUCCUUACCUAUUUAACGCGCACAAGGAGGAGGGGGAUAGUUCUAGAGAGGCAGCAGCGGCCGCAGCUGCAGUGGUCCGCGAGAGCACGUCGAAAUUUGGGUCAGGACCGGGACUCUGGGCUGGCGUCAAGGCAUCCCUUGCAGGUGUCUUUAGAUUCGGCAAACGGUCCAACCAUUCCAGCCCCUCCAGCGACGGGUCCAAGCCCAAGGCCUUCGAGGUCAUGCGACUGCCACGCAGGAACUUUGCUGCUGACCCUGAGUCCCCUACAUUGGGCGACCAUGCAGACGAGACAGGGUCUCAGGUUGGCGGAGAUGCGCGACAUCUCAACUCGAUCGGGCUGUCGAAAUUCUUCCAGGAGUCUGAUCGUGGAUAUGAGAAGAAUAGUAACCUGGUGGUAGCCAACCCUUCGGCGAUGAUCUCUAGGACUGGAAGUUUGGUCUCGACGGUGUCUGGCGCGGUGGGUCCUCAUGCUUCGAUUUGGUUGCAGAGGGAUGGGUCAGGAGCCGCAGAGUCGAUCAAGACCUUGAGGAAUGCCCGGUCGAGAGGUGCAGGGGUUGGAUCGGGACUUGGACCUUCUGCUGCUGUGGCGGCUGCGACUGCAGCGGCAGCGGCAGCGGCAGCAGCAUCGGUGUCAGGAAGCACCAAGGGGUCUGGUCUGGGGAUCGACACUGGAUCCGAACACGGAGGCGCUUCAAUAUCGAUCUCGGAUCGGGAAUCUCGUCGGGCCUCGUCGGCUUUGAUGAGUGGCGCUGGCAGUAUCACCGGAUCUCAAUUGUACCCGCCACGCCAUUCUGCCGAGAGCAGCAACAACCUGGCUGAGGCCAUGACGAUCGAGGAGCCCUUGCAGUUGGAUGGGGGUGGAACCUUGAAGGUUUCCAAGGGACCCGAGAAGGCUGUCCAGUACUUCCAUAAGGGUUCGGGCCCCUAUAGCCGGUCGGUUGCUGAAUCGCUGAAGGAUCAGAAGCGGCUUUCGAAACCUGAGGGCUUCUCUGCCACCACGAUCUCGUCCUCAUCGGUCUCCACACCUUCUUUGCUCUUGCCGCCGAUCCAGACGGGUCAGUUGGUAGGCGGAAGUGGAGUAGCGGCAGGGAAGAAGGUUGCCGCCUUUUCUCCUUCGGCGUCCUCGUCGCCUACGACCAAGAGCCCAACGUCUGUGGGAGGUCCUAGCGGUCUGGGCGAUAUUUCCAGCAGUAGUCACGAUAGCAAUAGUGUCUCGCUGAGCGGCGAAAUCGGUAGCGAUGGAUCUAGCCCAACAGAGAGUCAACCGAGUCCUAACGCCAAUGUCGCGGUGAGCGCCGGAAGGAUGCACGAGAUCUUGGGUCGUAUGUUCUCUGACCGGUCUAUCCGCCUGCACCCCGGUGCUGGUGGAGCCGGUAGUGACCAUGAUUCGGAUUCGGUGUUGAGUGAGGAUGCACUUUCGUCACUUUCAGGAGGACCCGUCUCGACCGCCACUGGGCGAAAAUCCCUCUUGGGACAGACAGAGACAACAGGUCAUCACGACAAUGAUGAUACUGAGUCGAUUGAGCAGUACGAUAUCCUCCAACCUGUCAUGGAAGGAUCUGACCUUGAGGACGAAGAUGACGGCAGGUAUGGUGUGGGAGAGAUCGAUCAGGAUCAGACGCCUCGACAGUCCAACUUUACUCUCGUCACUCCGUCCUCCGCGUCGUUGGUUGUCCCUGGAGGUGGUAGUAACGGCAGCGGCAGUGAUUCGGGAUCAAAGACUGAGCUUUUGAAGCGCGCCACCUCCUUGUCUGCCGAGAAGCUCCCUCUCCUGACCACUACUGCCGCUUCCAGCCCGAACUUGGCGCGGUCUCAAUCAGGAGGUCCUACUUCCCCAACUUCGCCCACUGGAUCCUCUGCGUUCAAGCAGCACCAACAAGGAAAACUUCGACCCCAGCAACGAUCCAUUGGCGGUCGACCCCUCGCACAUUCACCACUCCACGAACCAUCCGUCCUCCUGCGCACCGCAACCGCAGGCGCAGCCGCCGCUAACGCCGCCGCCGGGAGUGCUUCCACAGGUUCCGGAAACUCAUCCCCACACCUCACAUCUGACCCUAUCUCAGUCGGAGGUUCAGACCUCAGCCGCCAGUCGUCGUUGCAGUCCGGAGCAGGUAGUCCGCGGUUAGAGUACCUCGACGCGAACUGGAUGCAUAACGACCCAAGUACUGGACCUGUAGAUCGAGGCGGCUUGAACAGGAAUGCGUCGAUUGCGACUGUGAGGUCUGAUACCUCGUAUGUCACGGCGUAUUCACAGUACCCUUCUGAUGAUGACUAA
Messenger RNA from Linnemannia hyalina, 5298 nucleotides. The record is from the annotation of a GenBank genome assembly. NCBI's taxonomy places the organism in Eukaryota, Fungi, Mortierellomycota, Mortierellomycetes, Mortierellales, Mortierellaceae.